Cyprinus carpio (common carp) is the source of this 1023-nucleotide messenger RNA. RefSeq lists its product as uncharacterized. Gene Ontology annotation, biological process: positive regulation of Rho protein signal transduction; phospholipase C-activating G protein-coupled receptor signaling pathway. Lineage: Eukaryota; Metazoa; Chordata; Actinopteri; Cypriniformes; Cyprinidae. Gene Ontology annotation, molecular function: G protein-coupled receptor activity. The record is from RefSeq and is a predicted model, not a curated record.
AUGAACUCAUCCACACCUGACUCAUACACCAACUCCACAACUCCUUCCAUUGAGCUAACAGUCUGUCUGGAAAUGUGUGUGUUCACCUUUAAUUUCCUGUUUGGUCUUCUUACACACUCCUAUGUGAUCUGGCUCAUCGUCACAGGAACUGGAAUUGCAUCAGAGUUCUUCAUCCUCAAUCUCUCUACAAGCGAGGAGGAAAUGAACUCCACCACAACAGGAGCUUCCACCAACACCGCAACUCCUUCCACCUCACCAUGGGACGGUGCUCAAAAUCCUUUGUUCAUCAUCAAUGUCUUGUUUGGUCUUCCUACACACUCCUAUGUUAUAUGGAUCAUCGUCACAAGAACGGGAAGUGGAGUUGCAUCAGAGUUCUUCAACCUCAGUAACUCUUUUUGUGAGAUUGGUAUAUGUGUGGAUUUUUUGAUCUUUAUGUUGGCAAGCUAUAUUUCAAGUCUUUUUCCAUUAGCAAUGUUUUUACAAGGAUUCACCAUCACUGGUCGUCCUCUGUUUCAGUGUCUGAUCUGUGUUGAGCGUUACCUGGCAGUGGUUCAUCCUGUCACCUUUCUGAAGUACAAACCUCUCAGAUACAGAGUGAUCUGCUGCACUGUGGUCUUGAUAAUCACUCUUGGAUCUUGUUUGAUCUGUCUGAUUAUAUUCAUUUUUUCUACCAUUACUAUGCAAGCAUGGUUCUUCUCAAUGCAGUUUCUACUCUGUCUCCCCAUCCAGUUGUUUUGUCUUGUGGCUGUUCUCAGAGCUCUGAAACAGUCAGGACCAGGAGAGAGAACGAGAGAGAGAGAUGAACUGAAGACAAGAGCAUUUUAUCUCAUCCUAAUAACUACAGUGACCAUGGCUAUCACAUAUGUGCCAACCACUAUCUCUGGAUUCUUUACCAUUGUGACACAACAGUUUAAUCUGAUAGCUUGGAUUCCUUCUAUGACUUGUUAUGUGCUUGCUGGUUUUGUUCAGCCUGUUCUUAAUCUGCACCGGGCUGGAAAACUUUCUUUCCUCUGUACCCAAUAA